AGAGAUUUCAUGGAUAGGGUAUCGGGCCUUUUUGAAAUUAUCAUUUUCACAGCCAGCCAGAGCAUUUAUGCUGAGCAGCUUCUGAACGUACUAGACCCAAAGAGGAAAAUAUUUCGCCACCGUGUUUUCCGUGAGUCCUGUGUGCUUGUUGAUGGAAAUUAUCUCAAAGAUCUGUCAGUUCUUGGGCGUGACUUAGCACAUGUGAUUAUUAUUGAUAACUCUCCCCAGGCAUUUGGGUUUCAGAUAGACAAUGGAAUACCAAUAGAGAGCUGGUUUGAUGAUCGUUCUGAUACAGAGUUAAUUUCAUUGCUUCCAUUCUUGGAAAGUUUAGUUGCAGUUGACGAUGUAAGGCCAUUGAUUGCUGAGAAAUUCAACCUUAGAGAGAAAAUAGCUGCAGCAGUUUGUCCUUUAAACUCGAAUAGAGGAGACCCACUUGAAAGAUGAGCACAUAGAUCUGUGUAGAAGGUAUGUCUGAAGAGGAAAUGACAUGAACGAGCAUGUAGAAUGAUGUUCUUGAAACAGCAUCAGUGUGGUCCAGAGAAGAGGACACAUCCUUCCUACGGCCAUUGUCCAUUUCUUGUCCCAAGUACAAGAGAUUCACUCUUGGACUCAGGUUAGUAUUUUUUUUUUUUAACCCUCUCUCCCUUUUACAAUAACUAUCUGCCGUUUAAUUAGGAAUUAGACUAGAUGUUUGUCCGGAAUUAAGUAGAAAAUUAAGUCAAAGAUGAUAGGGAUGCUUGUUUAAAGUUUUAAAUCAAGGAAUAAGUUAUGCUUCUUGUGAUGGCAUUCUGUUGGAAAAUUACAAUGUUCAGCCUGGCAGUUUUGCCAGACACAUUUCCUUUAGUUACAGCAAACAUUAUCUGGCAUUUUGGA
Coffea eugenioides is the source of this 873-nucleotide messenger RNA. RefSeq names its product CTD small phosphatase-like protein 2. Lineage: Eukaryota; Viridiplantae; Streptophyta; Magnoliopsida; Gentianales; Rubiaceae. Gene Ontology annotation, molecular function: phosphoprotein phosphatase activity. The record is from RefSeq and is a predicted model, not a curated record. The transcript is spliced from 2 exons. The annotation marks the transcript as partial.